GUUGCCGGGAGCGCGGGUCCGCUCCCGCAGCGGCGCUGGCCCGGCUCGGCCCGGCUCGGCUUGGUUCGGUUCGGCUCGGCUGAGAGCCCCGGGCUGGGGCGGCUUUGCUGCGGGACGCCCCCAGGCGCGGGGUUGGGAAGCAUGGCUGCUAAGAAACUAAGAAGAGCACAGCUGUCUCAGGAAAUGUGUGAAAGGCUGAGUCGCUAUCAGAUCACCACCUGUCAGGACUUUUUAUGUCUUUCCCUCUUGGAGCUAAUGAAAGUGACAGGACAGAGCUACCAUGAGGUGCAGAAGCUUCUCUGUAAAGUCAGCCGAGCUUGUGCUCCCAAAAUGCAGACAGCUUAUGAAAUGAAACUAAGAAAGUCUGUCAAUCCUUCUUCAGCCUUUUUAUCGACCACACUUCAUAGUUUGGAUAGAGUCCUGCAUGGUGGAGUGCCUUGUGGAUCCCUCACAGAGAUAACUAGCCCACCAGGUUGUGGCAAAACACAAUUUUGUAUUAUGUUAAGUGUUCUGGCUACACUUCCUGUGAGCAUGGGAGGACUAGAUGGGGCUGUUAUAUACAUCGACACAGAGUCUGCAUUCAGUGCUGAAAGGUUGAUUGAGAUAGCAGCAAACAGAUUCCCUUCUUAUUAUGACUCAGAUGAAAAGCUGCUCUGCAUGACCCGUAGCAUCCACCUGUACCGAGAGCUGACCUGCUGCAGUGUGCUGAAGAGGAUUAUGUCUUUGGAAGAAGAAAUUAUUUUGAAGAAGGUUAAACUUGUAAUAAUUGACUCUGUUGCUUCAGUUGUCAGAAAGGAGUUUGAUACAAAACUCCAGGGCAAUCUGGCAGAGAGAAGUAACUUUUUGAAUAGAGGAGCAUCAGUGUUGAAGUAUUUGGCAGAGGAGUUCUCAAUACCAGUUAUCUUGACGAAUCAGAUUACCACAGCGCUGAGCAGUGGCUCUGGGCUCCAGGCAGACCUGGUGUCUCCAGCUGAUGAUUUGUCCCUGUCUGAAGGAUCUUCUGUGAGUGGGAAGAGGGAUUCUGGUUAUGUGACAGCAGCCCUUGGCAACACGUGGAGUCACAGCAUCAACACCAGGCUCAUACUGCAGUACCAUGACUUGCCAACAAGACAGCUCCUGGUUGCUAAAUCCCCUGUUGCUCCAUUCUCCACUUUUUUCUACACCAUUGAGAAAUCAGGCUUGAUUCUUCAGGGUUUAUUGACUUUCUUCAAGCUUUGGUACAGCACAUUAGGAAUCAGCCCAGAUCGAAAGGAUCAAACUAAUUUAGUUUGGGAAGGAACCAAUCCUGCCCUGCAGCCCAUACGAGUGAGGAACACUGCCUUGAAAGAUACUUUACAUGAUGCUGCUUUACCCAGCACUACUGGUGAGACUUCAAGAAAUACAUCAAAUCUAUAGAAAGGACAAAUGAAACCUCGCCAAAGACUUGAAGGAAUGAUGACAUUGGUUUUCAAAAAUCUGGUGAAGCAGAGAUUGAACAUUCUUCUUCUUUCAUCUCUUCAAAGACUGACUUUAAAAGCAAGUGCUGUUCUUUCUAUAUGUGGGGCCAUACUUAACUCCGAACUUAUGAAAAACCUGUCUUUUGUUUAGGUUAAUUAAAGUGACCUAAUAAUAAAAGCCUCUGAACAACAUACAUGGUACUGAAGAAGUGUAGGCCACAUGUGCCUUCCUAAUUCACCUCGCCAUCUCAUCAGUUUGGAGGAACCAAUGGCCAAGCACAGGAGUGUCCACAGCCCAAAACACUGUGAAAUGUUCACUUCCUUUUUUUAAGAGAAUGAUAAGCCCACUCAGUGGCUUGAUUACAAAGCAAUAGUACAGUAAGUACUUAUUCCUGUAACUCACUUGGAAAUGAUGUAAGAGUUACAAAUAGCUGGGCUCAGACUGUUCAGAAUGUUAGGAGAACAGGUAGCAAUCUAAACAGUGGGAAGAUCAAUCUGUAUUACAGCUGCUCAGCUUUCUCUGUCUUCAAAGCACGUUUGAAGUAUUCACAACAUGACUGCAAACCACAGAACUGUUUACUCACCUUACAGACUUAGAGAAUGUGUGACUUGCUCAAGGCCACUAAAAGCAUCACUGGCUGUGCUGUGAUCAGGAUGUGUUCCUGGCUCCCAAGCCUACAGGAAAGCCAUGGGUUCAGUUAGUGCCAGCUGCUGCUGAAGGCACCAUUGGCCUGAGAGGCUGCUUCUGUCCUCUGCCAUCACAGCUAAAGCCUCCCUGAGCACCCUCUUGAGAAUUAUACAGAAAUAUGAGAGGUCUGAAGUAGUGCUGAAGUAGCUGAAGUAAGCCAGCAAGGAAACGAGCUGCAGUGAGGCCACCUGGGGCAGCCAGGCAGGCAGGUUGCCAUCUGCUGUUUGCUGGCAGUCUGGGGGUGACCAGAGAGUUCCUGGGAGAACGUGGCCCCUACUAAAAAGUACUGCACCCUGUUAAGGCUGGCAGUGGCAGACAUGUGGAAGCUGAUGUUGCAUCACUCCCAGCCACCAGACAGGAUGGAAUGGAGAGGCCAUCUCUGCAGCUUUCUGCUUGCACGCUUGCUCACACAGCUUUGGGCUUUCCUGUAACAAGGCAGUUUCCAUCACAACAAGGAAGCUACUGCAUUUCAAUAAGCUGCUUCUAAAAGUAAUACAUUUCACCCUGGGGAAGAGCAAUUUCGCAGCUUCAGUGUUACCAGUUUUAUGCUUUGAGGAGACCUUUGUAACAUGCAAUUUUAAUUUUAUUUUAGCUAAGAUUUAGAUUUUCUGCUUGACAGUGCUGCACCACUAGCCACUCAAACCCUGCUGAACUUGCUUGUAGCCAUUUUAUCUGAGUAUCUUGUAAAUAUUUGGUAGAGCACUCAGACAGAGAAGUGUUUUUUGCUCUUACAGUCACAUGCCUGGUUCCAGGACCUUUAAGAAGUACAAUAGACUGAAGGCAGGGAAAAUUCCACUGAGAUGCAUUCAAGUCUCCAGGGAGCAACUGCACUUUGUUUAGACUAAAAUUUUUCAUUGCUGUCUCUCCCUAUUUAAAAAAAAAAAACAUGGAAGGAUUGAGAGGGGAAGCUGGAGAGUUUCAUUAUUAUAAACAUCAGAAUGCAAGGAGUUUUCACUCAUUUUGGUCAUAUUGCAGAGCUGUAUGCAGUUGGAGAGGGAGAUAAGCUUUCCAAUGCUCUCUGCACUAGCUGGGAAAUUUCCAUCAAGUUUUAAAAUGUUUUACAAACAUUAGUGAAUUAAAGCUUAAUCCCCUUCUUCUCAUCCCCAUGAAACAAGUACAGUUUAAAGAGAGGGCUAAUGAGACUAAAAUAGUUGUGCUUUGCUGAGGUCACAGGGGUGGCGUGGUAACAGAACUUGGGUCUUUGAGUCCCAGCUUUCUGUCUUACACCAAAAACAACACACCAUAAACAAGAUACAUUCCCUCCCUUUCCAAGACUUGCUCUACUUCCCUUCCUAGGAUAUAGUGAAAACAUGCUGGCAUCACAACUUGAGACAACCUUGGGUUUUCCCCCUUGCUCACGAUUGCUGUCCCAUGGAAUUAAGAUGUUGAAAAGAUCAAAGAGGGAUGUGAGGUGGGGAAAAAAAAUCAAGUCACUGCUCUAUCUGCCUUGGGCAUGUUCUGCCUCCACUGCUGCCAGUGGAGUUGGUGUUCUGUUAAAAGCAAUCUCAAACAUGUUUGUAUGUAUUUCCAUAUAAUAUUCAGGCAGAACUGUGGUAAAAAUGCCAUCAUCAAUAAGAGAGCUCAUCUGUCUGAUCUUCUUGUCUUGACUGACAAGAAGAUCAGACAGAUGAGCCAAUAAGUCACUCCUGUAUUGAAUAGAUGUAAUUUCAUUAUCCUUCUGUAUGUGACCUGCAUUUCUUACUGCUUCUUAUUAUUUGCAUCCUGUAACUACCGCUGCAGCCAUCUCUUUCACCUCUUCAGAAGAGAGGGAUAAUGCGUCAGCCAGUUCUUCUCCAGUGGUAAGAGUGAGAUUUUUACCAGAGGGAUUAAUGGUUAGUUGAAGAGAGCUGUUCCCAACAGGGCCAAACAAAAAGCAAUAUGUAUGAGAUGAAGUGGAAGACAAGGAAACAAAUCUAUAGAUUUAAAGCUCUUAAAUUAUUUUCCCCUUAGCUUCUCUCAUUCACGCUGUGAGACAACCAGACAUGCAGAGCUGGAUGUAUAUUGACAGUGACCAGUGUACGCAGGACUGAGAGCUUCUUGCACUGUGCAAACAAAUCUGAAGUCAGUUAGCUACCAAAACCAGAUCAGUAUGUACCAGCUAUUCUAGCCCUUGUAGAUGAGGGACAUUGGGAGGAAAAUCAGUCCUCCUGUCUCUCCUGUGACCUUAUGAUGUACCCCAGCACUAGAACCUUUGGCCUCUUAACGCUGUUACCUUUUGUGACAAGGCUCCAGCACUGGCCCGUGGAUAGGCUGCCUCUCUAGCACUCUUUCCUGCAGAGGAUCUGGACUCAGUGCAAAUGCUGUGCACAGUGCUCAUUUCAUUCCCUGCUGAAAGGCAGCCAGGCCUGAGGUGGAACAUGGCAAGCAUUUCGCCGCACCUGGCAACUCCACACAGCUGCUGAAAACAAGCGAGGAAGAAAGCAGUGUACAAAUGCAGGGGAAUUUUCACAUAGGCAGGAUGUAAUUAGCAGAACUGGAACUUGGCCAGGACACUGGGGUUAAAACACUGGCUUGCAGGUAACACACUGGGAUCUUUCAUAAUUCAAAUGCUCAGGAUCUCCCAUUUCCAUUUUACCUGGAAGAUGUCAGAGGACUGUUCCCUAUUUAAUGGUCAUGGGCAGCUCUUGAACAUCUGACACAAAGGAAGAAGUGUCUAAAGGGUGCUGCACCUGCAGAGCUUCUCUGCCAGCAGCUGCCCACCAUGAACAACAGCUGAAAAGAUCACAUCCUGAUAGGACCAUGGCUGCACCACUGUAAAACACACCUCCAUGCCUUGGGGUUCACUUCACCCUAACUCUCAUUAUUCAGUUUCAGAUCAAAUUCCUUCCAAACAGAAAGAAAAAAUUAUAAAAUUAGGGCAGCACCUUACACACAAAACAUAAGAAAGAGAUUAUUACCAUUAGAUGCUGCUUCAACCUUAUUCUCUGCCAUUUGAAAUAAUACCAGAUAGCUAUUGGACAGCAGAGAAUUUAGAUGAAGCACUUCUCCCCAGUGUCGAUGAGCGAGCUUUUCCAGCUGGCCUUGCUGGUAAUACACAGAGCAUAAAAAGCUUUUGCCACCUUCUUCCUUCCAGCAGGGAAAUCGUGUUCAAAGCAGCAAAACAUUUUUUUCCACUUCAUGAUCUCACUUUUGGUAAAAGCAAUUUUUCUGUUUACUACAAGGAUGUUGAAUGUCCUCAAAAGAUCAGGAAGGUCACUCAUGAACCUCACAUGUGUAAAGUCUGCAUGAUGUUUCUAGCAUGAUGUGGCCAACAGUCUGAAAUAUAAAUAAUUGCAAAUCUCUAGCCCCUUGUCAGUCAGGCCUGCAGACGUGUCCAGUCAAAGAGCUUACUUCCCCUGUGUGGUGCACUGUGUGCAAGCAAAACAAGAAGUGUCCCUGCCAUCUGAAAAAGCAUAAUCUCUGCAUCAGUAAGUCAUAAAAAAGGGACCCCUCCUCUGCCUCUGGUUUAUUUGGGGGAGGGGGUGAUGGUUUGUAUGCCCAGGCUGCCAUGGAAGCCCCCUCUUUUUCAAGUGUUGUUUAAUACAACCACCAACCAAACUUGAUGAGAGUACCUCAGUCAGUGGGACAACAAACCUACAGACAGCCUCUCGUGGCAAAAUGCACUGGGGAGAGUAAAGAACGGGCAGCUGCAGGCAACAGGAAAUCCAGCACUAAUAAAUAAAACGUCUUAUAGCCAGAAAGAGGAAAUAAACAGCAGCAGCACAAACUGAGAGGACAGAAGAGAGCAUAACUGUGGCAUGGGAAUUACUGAGUUACAGUGAGCUUAUUUUUACAGAACCUUGUCCCAGUUUGUUAUGUGUUCAGACUGCAAAAAGAGUGGGGGAGUGGGGGGACUACUCAAAGAGAGGGUCUCUAUCAGAAGUUGUCAACAACCACUGUAAUUAAGGAAGCAGCCAGAGCACACACAACCAGAGCUGCUGCCAAAGUGAAAUGAAAGCAAUUUUUGUUUUCAGCUGUAGCCCCAAAGGAUAAUAAAAGAUGGUUCUACUAUGCCAAGUGAGGAGCUGCAGGGACACCAUUUCUAGAUGGCCCUCCUCCCAUCUUUCCAAAAUUAUACACUGUGGGGAAGCAGCAAGUUACUGUUCCUGUGUGCUUUCAAAGCCCAUGCCUGCACACCCCAUCUGGCUGCAGCCACCUGGGAAGGCCAGCCACAAGACAGGUGGGCCCCCAGCCACCAUGGUGGCAAUGGAGGUGGCACCAGCUGAGCUCUGCCCCAGCCAAUGAGCUGUUCUGGCACUGCCUGCUUCAGACUGCUGAAGCAGCAACAUUGAAUUUUUCUCCCCUUGCCCUCAGCUCUGGGUUUCACCACAGCCCCACAGCUUUGCCACCACCAGUGGGAGCUGCCACAUUCAGAAGAGCCCCACCCCGCUUUCCUCCCGAGGGCAGCUGCAUUUGGGGGGCUCACUGGUGUCUUGGCAAGGGCCCUCGUUCCUGGCACACCAACACCGUGCCCUUCGUGCCGCCGACAGCACGGGUGGCCUGUGCCCAUGCCGCUGCAGGCGCCGGGGAGCAGCGUGUGGGCUGGCAGAGCCGAGGGCUUGGCACGGAUCUUCUCAGCCAUGGGACAUGAGGCUUUCCCUGGUGGCUGCAGAAACUGGUGUGCAGGUUCAGCAAAGGGAAAGAAGUCAUUCAGAAAUUGCAUGCAUAUUUCUGAAUUCAUUCAUUGCGUGGCGUUUGCCUUUCAUCCUCCCCCCGGGCUUUGUGUGCAUUGCUGGCAUUCUCUCCCAAUCCUAUAUAAUAAUUCCCAGCUCUCCACAAGCCACUGCCUGCCAGUGGAGCCCACAGUCCCUGGCCUGCCAGCCCGGUCACAUGAAAAGUUACACGCAAAGGUUUAAUGCUUUCUCCUGACCCCAACCCCUGUUCCUGUGAAUCUCCUGCAGUGUUUUCUUACCCAGGUGCUAGGGAAGCUUUGCACUGAGCAGGGUGCUAAGAAGGUGGCUAUUUAGCUGCAGAAUUUCCACACUCUUUGAGCUCUCUCUCGAGCUGUAAGUACAAGCAGUGGAACCAGGUGAGUGUCUGACAAGGCUGCCAUUUAGCCCUGAAGCUGCUCACCCACUGAAGGCACAUUGUGGUUGCCUCAUUUGCUCUAUCCCAACUGCUGCACUAAUGGUUAAUUGCUUCAGCGGGUAUGGAAAUCACUUCUCAAAGCCUGCAUACAAGGUACACAGUAUGGUCCAGUAGAAUUUUAGCCUUGGCUGGACAUUGACAAUAUGUCUGUUACUAGGGAGUCAAAACGAAAAUAGAGCCCUUCCAUCACUGAAUUCUAGAUGGUGCAGGUAUUAGUUCAUCUCACAGCUUGUGAAAGUGAUAACAUACUUACCUUUGUGUCAUCCUUAUAUAUGACAUAUCAGAAAAAACACAUACUUUUGGAGAAUCUCAAAUGGAAGUGAUCUUUUAAUAAAUCUGGAUGACAGACAGAAAUAUUCAAGGGCUGUUUCUGAUGUAUCAGCUGCUACAGUACUUUCCUGCUGUCAGGGUUACUUGAGGGAGGGCAGCUAUCUCCUGCAGGAAGAGUUCUCGUGCUCCACCUGAUGUUUUCAUGAUCAGCUUUUGGAAGCAUGGGAGCUGUGUCUAGCAGUCAGGGCCUAAUGUCCCUCUGGGUCUCAUUCAGAAAGACAAGCCAGUUGCACCUUUGUGCCAACAGCUGGAUAAUCAAACUAAGCAUUUGAUUUCAGUUUUGGUUCUUUCUUUUUCGAAGGGGAAGGGUCCAGCUUGUUAUGAACUCCAGCCUGUACUUACAUUUUUGUGGAUUUAAAUAAAAAGACCAGGUAAAGUUUUAAGUUGCAGUGUGUUCAUAUUGUUCUGAUUUAAGUUCUAUCAUUAUCAACAUAACUUAAAAACAAACAAAAAAAAAGCACCCAAAUUGACAGUGUUUUUCAAAUUCUCUGCUUUUCUCAUAAUUUUCAAAAGUGUCAUGUAUUCAAAAGUGUAAGCCUGUCCUGUGUGGCUGACUGGCUGUUUGAUUAUUUCUCUAUGUUAUAUUACAC
Zonotrichia leucophrys gambelii is the source of this 8111-nucleotide messenger RNA. RefSeq names its product RAD51 paralog B (gene RAD51B). NCBI's taxonomy places the organism in Eukaryota, Metazoa, Chordata, Aves, Passeriformes, Passerellidae. The record is from RefSeq and is a predicted model, not a curated record. Gene Ontology annotation, biological process: double-strand break repair via homologous recombination. Gene Ontology annotation, molecular function: ATP hydrolysis activity; ATP-dependent DNA damage sensor activity; four-way junction DNA binding. The transcript is spliced from 12 exons. Gene Ontology annotation, cellular component: replication fork; Rad51B-Rad51C-Rad51D-XRCC2 complex. Bases 142 to 1395 code for a protein of 417 amino acids.